AUGUUGCAGCACCUUUGCUGUCUGGCGCAGGUCUGCUUGGCCCUGGCAGUGCUGGAAGCGCCCGCUCGGCCUGGAGCCGAGAGGCCGCCCAGGCCCGCCACGGCCGCUCAGGCCCCGGACUGGCAAGGCUUCCUGGACCAGGCUUCCCUUGCCCGGCAGUCCUGUGUAGUGCUCUGUGGAGCGCGACCUGGUAAUGUUGGAUCCACACUUCGAGUCUGUGCACUUCUGGGUUUGCCUUUUCUCGUGGUCAUAGGCUUGUCGCGAGACAAAUGCAAAAAGGCCGUGGAGCUGUCACAACUCGGAGAGGAUCCAGGUGUUUCGCUGGUGAAGCCGCCGCUAAGCUUGGAAGUUCACGAGGUUCUACAACGACUUCGGGCUACCGGACUCAGCCUUCUCGGCCUGACAGCUCACAGUGCAGGAGGCAAAGCCAAGCCUGUAUGGAAUUUGAAAUUGACCUGUCCAGGUGUGGCCUUUGUUUUCGGGCGAGAGCACGACGGAAUUCCGCCGAAUGCAGAGAUGUUGCUAGAUGAGGCUGCCACAAUUCCCAUGGUCGUUGAUGGCGAGAAGGGAAGCCUCAACGUGUCCCAUGCGGCGGCGCUUGUGUUGUAUGAACGGCGGAGGAACUUUGCUGCGGCCGUAGACACCGGCAUGCCGCCGAAGAAAAAGGCCGCAGAUGAAGCUGGAGGCUCACCGCUUAAGAAAGCAAAGAAAGGGAAAGCCGCCGUCUGGGAGUGGAAGGAUGGAAGCUCCUGGAAAGCAUAUGCAGAUGAGGACGAUCGCCCAACAGCUUACUUGCUCGUGCCUGCACAUUUCGACGUGCCUGCGAAGCUCGAAGAGCCCACGCCGUGGCAAGCAGAAAGGAAGCACCCUGUUCUUUCAAAAUGCAGGGCCUGCUUCCAUCGACCCUGGCACUUUGUGGAUAUGUGUGUGUGUGUGUGUUUGUGUUUCUGCCGCCCCGGCCGCAGGAUUCACAACUGUCCGGAUCCCGGAGCCUGGGUCGAGCCUGGCAAAAUGAGACUUUUGCACACAUUCCGCAGCUGUUGA
Symbiodinium necroappetens is the source of this 1044-nucleotide messenger RNA. Lineage: Eukaryota; Dinophyceae; Suessiales; Symbiodiniaceae. The record is from the annotation of a GenBank genome assembly.